AUGGUGGGACGUUAUAUAAAUGUGGUCGUGACUGGACGUACAUGUACCCUCGCUCUCUGUGAGGUUGAGGUCUAUGAUACAGAGAAUAUAGCACGUAAAGGAACGGUUAUACAGCCAUCAACAUAUAACACUAGGGUAGCUAAAAACGCCAUAGAUGGAAUAAGAUAUGGAUCAGUUGAAGCCUAUUGCUCCUGUACCGGACUUGAAGCUACACCAUGGUGGAGGUUGGAUCUCUUGGAUUAUUAUACUAGUACAAUAAUAAUCACUGCUAGAUCAGACGGUUAUUUUGGUGAAACCAAUGGAGCAGAGAUUCGGAUUGGAAACUCACUGGAAAACAAUGGAAACAACAAUCCCAUAUGUGGUGUAGUAUCUGGUGUCACUGGCAGUACCAGUACCUUCAGUUAUGCGUGUGAUGGAAUGGAGGGACGUUAUGUGAAUGUGAUCCUACCUGGACCUGGUCAUCUCACUGUAUGUGAGAUGGAGGUCUAUGGAAAACGUGUUUUAAAAAAAAUCAUUUUGAGACUGAAAUUUCUCUCCCGUGUUGAUGCAGCGGCUCUGAGCGACAAAAUCCUCUCUCAGCUGCAGUCUGCUCUGUCAUUAUACAUCUCUGAUUUUAAACUGUCCUGGACACAACGCCCUUAUAAAGUGAAGGUGAAACAACAGAACACAGGCAAGUUCGCUUUCUGCACAUGCGCACUUUUAUGUGUGUAUGGUGAGCUACGGCUUCAGCCACUUAUUGAAGCUUGCGUCCUCACCGUGUUUUUUCAAAACGUCUGA
Messenger RNA from Misgurnus anguillicaudatus (oriental weatherfish), 777 nucleotides. Lineage: Eukaryota; Metazoa; Chordata; Actinopteri; Cypriniformes; Cobitidae. The record is from RefSeq and is a predicted model, not a curated record.